AUGCCUCCCCCGGGCCGCGGGGUGGAGCUGCGACCCCGCCCGGGGAUUUGGGUGUUUUUUUUUUUUUUUUUUUUAAGAGCAGGGAGGGGCGAGGCGGGGAGAGGAGGCGGGUCAGAGCCUGGGAGUGACUGCGCCGCUGAGGUCCGGCCGCGGUGAGACUGCUCAGAGUUCACCCUGGCCCUGCUCAGCCUAGAUGGUGUCGUCCUCUCCCCAACAGAGAAUGACUUUAUCCUCCAUGUCAAGGAGGAACUGGACCGAUUCCUCCUGCAGAAGCAGCUGUCCAGAGUGCUUCUCUUCCCACCCCUCUCAAGUCGCCUCCGGUACUUGAUCCACCGAACGGCCGAGAAUUUCAAACUCCUGAGCAGCUUCUCAGUUGGGGAGGGCCCAAAGAGGAGGACAGUCAUCUGUCACCUGGACACCAGGUUACCGAAUUUGGAUAACUACUUUCCCUCCCACCCGAUCCCUGGCCGCCGGGGCAAGUCUCGAAGGCCCCGGCCCAGAUUAGCCCAGGAACCAGCCUCUGGACCCCGGGCUCCGCGGCAGGUCCGGAGGCAGAGUGGCCGCAAACCUGACCAGGCCCUGUACGUGCCUCGGGCGCUACGCAGGAAGUCUGAGCGAGCUCCGGACCUACUGCCGGUAGAGGCAAAUAUUGGGGAUGGGCGUGGGAACCCAGUUGGAAAGAUCCCAGAAGAACCCAAAGAUGUUGGCAGCGAGGACCAGGGCCCUGACCCUGACCCUGACCCCGGACUCCCCGAUCAGGCAGUGCCUGGAGUGGCAGGAGAUUUAAAAGACCAGAACCAAAUGGUCCCAGGUGAGGCUAAGCCGGACUCAGAUGAGCUGGAUCCCCCUGGCUCCAAGAACCAGGCACAGGAGGCAGACUGCCAGGAAGCAAAGGAUCAGACCAGCUCCAAUCUUCAGAUCCCUUUGGAGGAUAGGAGGAAGACCCUCCCAGUGAAGAGUGUCCAGGAGGAAGAAGCUGGCAGCUCCUCCGAGGAGGAGUCUGAUGAGCUGAUACAGGAGAUCAUGGACAACGUGGUUGACCAAGAGAUUCAGAUUGAGAAGAUCCACUUGAACAGCUGCUAUCUGGCUGAUAACCAGUCAUGGGGGGAGAAUGGCUUUGGCCACGUGGUGGAAAUCUAUGACUUUAAGCCCUCCUUGAAGACAGAGGACCUCCUAGAGGCAUUUUCGGAAUUUCAGGAGAAAGGGUUCAAGAUCCAGUGGGUGGAUGACACUCAUGCUUUAGGCAUCUUUUCUUGCCUAGCAUCAGCAAAUGAAGCCUUGAUCAGGGAUUUCUCAGAACUGAGGAUCCGUCCCCUCACUCAGGGAGCCAGACAGUCCAAGCUCAAAGCCCUCCAGCGUCCAAAGCUCCUGCAUUUGCCCAAGGAACGGCCACAGACCAGCACAGCUGUGGCCCGGAGGCUAGUGGCCCGGGCCCUGGGCCUCCAGAAGAAAUGUAGAGAACAGGCGAAGGCUGAGUCCUCUGCCCAGCCUUGAGUCACCAGGCUUCCCAGUGGAGCAGCCUAGGACCCAAGCUCCAGGGCUCUGGGGGCUGGCCCCCCUUCCACCAGGCCCAAUGACCAGCUCCAGCCAACAGCCAUCACUGAAAGGUCGCCAACCAAGGGUCUGAUGGCCUUGAGUGUAUUUUUAGAUGUUGAGAAGAAAAUUAAAAAUGGCCUGGAUGAAAGUUG
Messenger RNA from Trichosurus vulpecula (common brushtail), 1688 nucleotides. RefSeq names its product R3H domain and coiled-coil containing 1 (gene R3HCC1). The record is from RefSeq and is a predicted model, not a curated record. Gene Ontology annotation, molecular function: nucleic acid binding. Lineage: Eukaryota; Metazoa; Chordata; Mammalia; Diprotodontia; Phalangeridae.